This is a messenger RNA of Rhizophagus irregularis DAOM 181602=DAOM 197198, 1966 nucleotides long. RefSeq lists its product as uncharacterized. The record is from RefSeq and is a predicted model, not a curated record. Gene Ontology annotation, cellular component: nucleus; cyclin-dependent protein kinase holoenzyme complex. Lineage: Eukaryota; Fungi; Glomeromycota; Glomeromycetes; Glomerales; Glomeraceae. Gene Ontology annotation, biological process: regulation of cyclin-dependent protein serine/threonine kinase activity. Gene Ontology annotation, molecular function: protein kinase binding; cyclin-dependent protein serine/threonine kinase regulator activity.
AAAAAAAAAAAAAAAAAAAAAAUUUUUUUUUUCUUCAUUUAGAAGAGACACGCGAUUUAUAUAUAUAUAUAUCAAAAAAAUCUAUAUAUAUAAGAGCUUUAUAUUUUUUUCUGACAUAUAAAAAUUUUAGCUAAAAAAAUUUGUUUUCUUUUCAUAAUAAACUUUUUUUCUAAUAAUAUCUAUAUCAAUUUUUCUUUUUUUUCUUACAAAAAAAAACACGUAAAAAAUCAAAAAUUCUCGUAAAGAUGUAUUUAACUACUACUCUUGCUUCAUUACCUGCCGCUACUACAAAUUAUUCUUCGCUUCAAACUAUAAAUUUACAAAGGAAACCUUUACCUCCUUUACCGAUUUCACAUCAAAGACAACAGGUACAACAAACUCAAUAUAUACAACGAAGAGAUCAACAACAACCUGAACAUACUAGAGUAAAGUCGAACGUUCAAUAUUAUUCUGAACAAUCAUCGUCAAAUAAUAAUAAUAAUAAUAAUUAUAAUAAUAAUAAUCAUAAUAACAAGAUAUCAAAAAAUUCAUCAAUAAUAUCUCAUGAGGUUUCAUUACUGGAACAAGUUCCCGUUGAACGUGCUUCUGAAUUCGCCGCUCAUAUGACUUGUUUCUUAUGGUUUGGUGAUUAUUUGAUGGAUACUCAUACCCCUACUUCAAUAAUAGCUCCUCCACCACCCCCAGGUGGGAAUGGUCAUAGGAGAUAUGCUGAAUUUAAACCAAGGGACGCGUUUAAAAAGUUUUGUAAAGAUGUAAUUUCUGCUACUCAAGUUUCACAUUCUGUGAUUCUUUUAUCUUUAUUAUAUAUUCAUCGUAUGAAGAUAAAUAAUCCUACUAUAAAAGGUCAAAAUGGUUCGGAGUAUAGAACUUUUACUGUUGCUCUUAUGUUGGCAAAUAAAUUUUUGGAUGAUAAUACUUAUACCAACAAAACUUGGUCUGAAGUUACAAAUAUUCCUGUAUCUGAAAUUAAUACUAUGGAAAUGGAAUUUUUAAGUUCUUUGGAUUAUGAAUUAUAUGUUUCUGAACGUCAAUAUUUUGAAUGGGUGAAAAAGAUGGAUUCUUUUGUUGCUUUGGGUGAUCAUGAUGAAAGUAAUAAUAAUACUUCUGAUUUAGUUAUGAAUGUUUCUCAACAAAAUACUCAAUAUUCAUCUCAACCAUCUUACUUACCUCAACAACAACAAUCAUCAUCACAACAACAACAACAGCAGCAACAAUCAAGUCAACAAUCAAAUCAAUCAAAUCAACGUCAAUUUUUAGUUCCUGUACAAUCAAUGUCAACUGGUUUCAAAAGAUCUGCGGAACAAGCUUUUGUUGAUGGUAUGAUGAUAUCUCCACCAAAGAGACCAAAUGUAUACCCUGUAUAUUCGAAUGUUUCAAAUUCACAACAACAAUUAGUUGUUCAAACAUCACAGGCUCAAUAUACUCAAAUAGCAUAUCCAACUCCUCCACAAAGUACUGGAGCAUCACAAGUUGCUUAUUAUAAUCUUUCAUCACAACAAUCAUCAAAUUAUGGAGUUCGUCCAUCAUAUUCCGUUAGAACUACUACAAGUCAAACUCAAUAUACUUAUCCAAUUAGUAGUGUAUAUUACACUGCAAAGCGAAAUCUUUUAAGUGCGAGAUCAGGACCAUCAGGAUUCCCAAUUAGUAGUUUGUCAUUUCAAACUACUGUAGUAUAAAAAUUGGUAUAUAAUCAUCCAAAGGUUUAAAUUUUUUUUUUUUUUUUUCAAAAAUAAUAAUAAAAAAAAGAACUAUUUGUAAAGGCGUUUAUUUGAUGGCGCAAAAUAUAAUUUUUUUUUUCCAGCUUUUUCUUCUUUGUACAGUUUUUUUUUAGACAUUUUUUUUUUAUACAUUUUUUUCCCCCUUUUGCAUUGUAUUGUAAUUUUAGCAUGUUUCCCCCUUUCUUUAGUUUUUUUCUUUUUUUUUUCUUUAAAACAAGCAACAAAUUUCACAUAUACAUAUAUAUAUA